Molecule: messenger RNA, 840 nt
Organism: Rotaria sp. Silwood1
Lineage: Eukaryota; Metazoa; Rotifera; Eurotatoria; Philodinida; Philodinidae
Source: the annotation of a GenBank genome assembly
AUGGACAUCUCUGGUUCAGGAGAAUGGGAUAACGGUGCAACAAAACCGCAACAACAACAACAACAACAACAAUCAUCAAGUAGUACAAGUGAAUAUACAGGAGGAGAAUAUUCAUCGCAACAAAGCAAUGAACAAAGAAAUGAAUCUUAUCCUCAACAUCAAAUAUCAACAACUGUAACAACAAAUCGUCCAUCAAUGAAUUCUUAUGGUGGUAGUACGGGUCAAACAGUUAAUUCAAAUGGAAAUAAUCAAAAUCCAUCAGGAACAAAUACAUAUAAAUUAAAACAACAAAGAAAUUAUGGAAGUAAUCGUUAUGAUCCAUUGGGUGCUCAACAAGCUGGUUAUCAAGCACGUAAUGCUUCACAAAUUCAAGGUCAAUGGAAUAAUGGAGUUGCUGCUGCUGUUGCUGCUGCUGCACAAACAUCAUAUGGAGCAUUUGGAAAUCCAUUUGGUCUUCCACAUCAUUAUCAACAACAAGCUGAUAUGUAUGCUGGAUAUUAUGGAACACCUCAACAAACAUCUUAUGGACCACCUGGUACUCAACAAGCUGUUUAUGGUGAAUAUGGUCAACAAGUUAUACCACCUGAAUCUCCUAAAGGUGGUCAUGUUGUUUAUAUUUAUGGAAUUGGACAAAGAGCUACUCAAGAAGAAAUUUAUGCUUUAUUUCAACCAUUUGGACGUGUUCUUCGUGUUGAUAUUAUUAUUGAUUUUAAUACAGGUUUAUGCAAAGGAUAUGCAUUUGUCGCCAUGGAACAAUAUCAAGAAGCUCAGAUGGCAAUUCAAAGUUUAAAUGCAACUCCAUUCCAUGGUCGACAAUUACAAGUUCGAUUUAAGACAUAA